This is a messenger RNA of Erigeron canadensis, 1535 nucleotides long. Its product is annotated as 3-ketoacyl-CoA synthase 4-like. Gene Ontology annotation, molecular function: acyltransferase activity, transferring groups other than amino-acyl groups. The transcript has a single exon. Gene Ontology annotation, biological process: fatty acid biosynthetic process. Gene Ontology annotation, cellular component: membrane. The coding region runs from base 1 to 1476 and encodes 491 amino acids. The record is from RefSeq and is a predicted model, not a curated record. Lineage: Eukaryota; Viridiplantae; Streptophyta; Magnoliopsida; Asterales; Asteraceae.
AUGGCUACCACUUUCCACCAUCAUUCUGCAACUUCAUCCCAUUUCCGGUAUGUUAAACUAGGCUACCACUACUUUAUGAAGCAUCUUUUCUCAAUUAGUCUCCUCCCUCUUGUCGCCUUCAUCGUGGUCAAAGCUUCCCAUUUAACCCUUGAAGAUAUCAAAAACCUCUACAUGUUGCUCGACUACAACCUUGUCGCGGUUAUGGCAUUAUCCAACGUUGUCGUCCUUGGACUCUUCAUUUACCUUAUGACCAAACCCAAACCCGUAUACCUCGUUGACUUCUCGUGCUAUCAACCCCCAAACCACCUUAAAAUCAACAACGAUGAUUUUAUAAAAGGUGCCAAAAUAUAUGGCGGUUUUGAUGAUUCGUCUCUCGAGUUUAUAAAGAAGAUACUACAACGAUCAGGUCUUGGAGACGAGACUUAUUUACCGGAGGUUAUGCAUCGAAUGCCACCAGAACCAUCCAUGACUAACGCAAGAGAAGAAGCGGAGCUAGAGAUGUUUGGAGCCCUUGACAAUCUUUUCAAAACCACCGAUGUUAAUCCUAAAGAAAUCGGAAUCUUGGUGGUGAAUUGUAGUGUUUUUCACCCAAUUCCAUCCUUGUCCUCCAUGAUAGUUAACAAGUACAAACUACGAUUAAACGUUAAAACAUUUAAUAUUGGUGGUAUGGGUUGCAGUGCAGGUGUGAUCGCUCUUGAUCUAGCUAAAGACGUGCUUCAAGCACACCGUAACACUUACGCAAUUAUCGUUAGCAUGGAAAACAUUGUUGAAGAAUGGUAUGCAGGGAACAAAAAAUCGAUGUUGAUCCCAAACUGUUUAUUUAGAAUCGGUUGUUCAGCUGUAUUGUUAUCAAAUAAGUACACUGACAAAUUCUAUGCAAAAUACAAGCUUCUUCAUGUCGUCCGAACCCACAUGGGUUCAGAAGACAACGCAUUUAAAUGCGUACGCCAAGAAAAGGAUGAAAAUGGCAUUGUAGGAGUUUCACUAUCAAGAGACUUGAUGAAAGUCGCGGGUAAUGCACUAAAAGCGAACAUCACAACAUUAGGCCCUCUUGUGCUUCCAAUAAGCGAGCAACUUUUAUUCUUUAUAGCCCUAGUUGGAAGAAAGUUAAUGAACUCGAAUAUCAAACCAUACAUACCGGAUUUCAAGAUGGCAUUUGAUCACUUUUGUAUUCAUGCUGGGGGGAAGGCGGUGAUAGACGAGCUAGAGAAGAACUUGAAGUUGUCAGAGGCACAUGUUGAGCCGUCCAGGAUGACCUUAUAUCGGUUUGGGAACCAGUCAUCAAGCUCGAUUUGGUAUGAGCUGGCUUACAUGGAAGCUAAAGGGCGAAUGAAGAAAGGGCAUCGCCUUUGGCAAAUAGCUUUUGGGAGCGGCUUUAAGUGUAACAGCGCGGUAUGGGAAGCUAUUCGAACAGUGAAGUCGUCCGCUGGUAACCCUUGGGCAGAUUGUAUUCAUAAAUUUCCCGUGCAAACUUAAACUAGAUAUGAUUUACUAUAUUAUCUAAAUUAACUCCUACUCUGUGGUCCUACAAUAAA